AUGGCUCGUGGCUCAAUAGAUCUUUAUGCAUUGAAUGUAUAUAUCUGGAACCAUGUGCUUUUGCAGUGCCCACCAUAUGACGGGGUACCUUGUCGAAAGCUUACUCCAUACCAAGGAAAGCCGCAUGCAGCUCUCUUCGUUUUUCUUUAUACUUCUCCAUCACUAUCCGCUAUCCGUACAGUAUGGAUGGCGUCAGCAGCGCCGGCAUUCUUUACAAAUCCGCACUGCUUGGAUGGCAACUCUAUAAUCGCUCGAAGUCGUGUUUCAAGUACUCUUUCGAAAAUCUUCAGUGUGGGUGAUCAGCCGGAUUGGCCGAUACGUUGA
This is a messenger RNA of Strongylus vulgaris, 324 nucleotides long. The record is from the annotation of a GenBank genome assembly. NCBI's taxonomy places the organism in Eukaryota, Metazoa, Nematoda, Chromadorea, Rhabditida, Strongylidae.